AUCGAAUGCAGACUGGAACUAAGUAAUAAAAACAUAAAUAAGAAAAUAUGACUUUCAGUAGGCCAGAGUCUAAGAAUAAAUCUGAAAUUGCAGGUAAACAAGAAUCAGCUAUUUCAGAGAUUAAACAAAAGUAUGAGUGCCGUUUUUGUCAUGAAAGAUUUCGAAACAAGGACGCCUUAGACCGUCAUGUGUAUCAUCACACGAAUGAGAGAAAAUUUAUUUGCUCCUUUGAAGGAUGUUCCAGUUCCUACACCAACGUUGCUCAUUUGAGACGGCACGUUAAACGGGUGCAUGUAGAUAAAGUUCAAAAUCAAUCUGUCGAUUGCAUCGAUGCUGAUUGUGCAGGAACCUUUUCAUCCAUCGAAAAUAUGCGUCGACAUUUCCGUGAAGUCCAUCAAAAAGUUAACUAUGUAUGCAACAAUUGCAGUCAGUCGUUCCGCAGAAAGCAACAAUUGAAACGACACAUUAUUUUGCACACCGGUGAAUACCCUUACCAGUGUGAAGUAUGUAAAAAAGGCUCUAUUAAUCUCAAAGCUCAUAUACGUCACAGAGCUUCACACAUUCACAAUUGCGAUACAUGUGGACGAGUUUUCAAGAAUUGGAGUGGAUUAGUAGCUCAUCGAAAAAUAUCACAUGUGAAGGAAUUUAAGUGUGAAGUCUGUAAUAAGGUUUUUAUUUCGCAAAAAAAUUUGAAUUACCACAAAAAAGUUCAUCUCAGUCAUGACGAAAGAAGUGUGUUUCAAUGCACUUAUGACACUUGCGCUAAAUAUUAUUAUGAAAAAAGGAAUUUAAUGGCACACAUUCGUUCAAAGCAUGAAGGUCGAAAGUUUAUUUGCGGAUUUGAAAAUUGUGGCAGACAAAUAUCAACUAAACAAAAAUUGGUUUUGCAUUUAAAAUUACACUUGUUCGAAACCAUGGGAUCUAAAGAACAGCUAAAUUCUAAAAGAAAAAUUCUUAAGUGCUCUCAACAAAAACAAAAACAAAGGAGGAAAAAAAUUGUACCUGCAGUGAGCGUUUUGACCGGUAUAAAUUUAUAUUCCAAUGUAGGAAAUACAUUGAUAAACAAAUCAAACGAAGUAUCAAGCGAUGUUUCGGAAGCAAAAAUCUUGAAAAGUUGAAGUAAUCUUAAAUAAAAUUCAAAAUCAUAAAACUAAAAA
Messenger RNA from Culicoides brevitarsis, 1157 nucleotides. Its product is annotated as myoneurin. Lineage: Eukaryota; Metazoa; Arthropoda; Insecta; Diptera; Ceratopogonidae. The record is from RefSeq and is a predicted model, not a curated record. The coding region runs from base 48 to 1118 and encodes 356 amino acids. The transcript has 2 exons.